Molecule: messenger RNA, 793 nt
Organism: Dicentrarchus labrax (European seabass)
Lineage: Eukaryota; Metazoa; Chordata; Actinopteri; Moronidae
Gene: czib
Product: CXXC motif containing zinc binding protein
Exons: 8
Coding region: 53-577 (174 amino acids)
Molecular function (GO): zinc ion binding
Source: RefSeq, a predicted model, not a curated record
GAAAACUAGUCCUUUAUGACAGCGGGUGCUGGAAUUUACGAGGAGCGCUUUAAUGCAGCAAAAAAAAAAAAAACCUCAGUGUGGAAGAUUCAAGAUGGUGAAAUUUGGGCUCCAGUUCAAAGCCACUUUGGAGAAUGUCACCAAUGUGAGGCCAUUGGGCGACGACUUCCGCUGGUUUCUGAAGCUGCAGUGUGGGAACUGUGGAGAGGUCCCAGAUAAAUGGCAGUACGUAACCCUAGUGGAGAGUGUGCCACUAAAAGGAGGAAGAGGCAGUGCCAGCAUGGUGCAGAAAUGUAAACUUUGUGCCAGGGAAAAUUCAAUAGAUAUCCUGGGAGACACAAUCACACCGUAUAAUGCCGAGGACAGCGAGCGCUUCAAGACAAUGGUGCAGUUUGAGUGUCGAGGUCUGGAGCCCAUUGACUUCGAACCACAAGCGGGUUUCGCUGCACAAGGAGCAGAGUCUGGAACACCGUUUCUUGAAAUCAACCUACAAGAAAAAGACUGGACAGACUACGACGAGAAAGUCAGCGAGUCGGUGGGAAUAUAUGAGGUCACACACCAGUUCAAAAAGUGCUGAUGUCAUCAUGUGAUGAGCCAAUGAACACUACAGUUAAACAUCCUCCGGCCUCUUUCCUGGCAUCAAGGGAUGCUCCAGAUGCUGAGGUGGCGUGGUUUGGUUGGUGAUGAACAUUAACAGGUGAAGACUAACAGCACAGGUUGUCCAUACACAUCAUGGAUUAAUCAGCAUGUUCAAGGCUUUUUUUCACUGCCUCAAUAAAAUUCGAAAGGUGAA